GGAGUACUGCGUGCAGACCGGCGUCACCGGGGUCACCAAGUCCUGCCACCUGUGCGACGCCGCGCAGCCCCACCUGCGGCACGGCGCCGCCUUCCUCACCGACUACAACCAGGCCGACACCACUUGGUGGCAGAGCCAGACCAUGCUGGCCGGGGUGCAGUACCCCAGCGCCAUCAACCUCACCCUGCACCUGGGAAAGGCCUUUGACAUCACAUAUGUGCGCCUGAAGUUUCACACCAGCCGGCCCGAGAGUUUUGCCAUCUACAAACGUACCAGGGAAGAUGGCCCGUGGGUGCCUUACCAGUACUACAGUGGGUCCUGCGAGAAUACAUAUCAGAAAUUAAACCGAGGCUUUAUCCGAACCGGGGAGGAUGAACAGCAGGCACUCUGUACAGAUGAGUUCAGUGACAUCUCUCCACUCACAGGUGGCAAUGUGGCUUUUUCAACACUGGAGGGGCGGCCCAGUGCCUACAACUUUGACAACAGUCCUGUGUUACAGGAAUGGGUGACGGCUACUGACAUCCGAGUGACCCUUAAUCGUCUGAACACCUUCGGAGAUGAAGUUUUUAAUGAUCCAAAAGUUCUCAAGUCCUAUUAUUAUGCAAUUUCUGAUUUUGCUGUGGGGGGCAGGUGCAAGUGUAAUGGCCAUGCAAGCGAGUGUGUGCAGAAUGAUUUUGGGAAGCUAUCCUGUAACUGCAAACACAACACCUUUGGGGUAGACUGUGAGAAGUGCCUUCCCUUCUACAAUGAUCGUCCAUGGAGAAGAGCAACAGCAGAGAGUGCCAGUGAAUGUUUGUCUUGUAACUGCAAUGGGCGAUCACAGGAGUGUUACUUUGAUGCUGAACUGUACCGCUCCACAGGCCACGGUGGUCACUGCAUUGGCUGCUUAGAUAACACUGAUGGUGCCAACUGUGAAAGGUGCCGGGAGAACUUCUUCCGCCUCGGGAGUGAGGAAGGAUGUCUACCAUGUAACUGUAACCCCGUUGGCUCUCUCAGCACUCAGUGUGAUAACUUCGGCCGGUGUAGCUGCAAACCUGGUGUGAUGGGAGAUAAAUGUGACCGAUGCCAGCCAGGGUUCCACUCCCUCUCAGAGGCUGGGUGCAGGCCCUGUUCAUGCAAUCCUGCUGGCAGCACCGAUGACUGCAGUAUUGAGACAGGGCGAUGUACCUGCAAGGACAAUGUGGAGGGAUUCCACUGUGAGAGAUGUAAACCUGGAUUUUUCAAUCUGGAUCCCGCCAAUCUGAGAGGCUGUACUCCUUGUUUCUGUUUUGGUCACUCCUCAGUCUGCACCAAUGCUGUUGGCUACAGUAUCUACAAUAUAGUCUCCAACUUCCAGAAUGGGGAGGAGGAGUGGCGUGCUGAACAGCGAGAUGGCUCUGAAAUUUUACUCCAAUGGAGUGCUGAGACCCAGGACAUCUCUGUUAUCUCAGACAGCUAUUUCCCCAUCUAUUUCAUUGCACCUGGAAAGUUCUUGGGAAACCAGGUUGUGAGUUAUGCUCAAAAUCUGACCUUCUCCUUUCGGGUGGACAGGCAGGACACUCGUCUCUCUGCAGAGGACCUCGUGCUUGAAGGGGCUGGGCUUAGAGUAUCCGUGCCUCUUAUUGCUCAGGGUAACUCCUAUCCCAGUGAGAAUACAGUGAAGUAUGCCUUCAGGCUCCAUGAAGCAACAGAUUACCCAUGGAGGCCUUCUCUUAGGGCAUUUGAGUUUCAGAAGCUGCUUCACAACUUGACUUCUAUCAAGAUCCGCGGAACAUAUAGUGAGAGAAAUUCAGGGUACCUGGAUGAUGUCACUAUUGUGAGCGCUCGUCCUGGGUCUGGAACCCCUGCGACCUGGGUGGAGACCUGUACGUGCCCAGCAGGAUAUCAUGGACAAUUCUGUGAGCACUGUGCCCCAGGUUACAGGAGAGAGACACCUAGCCUUGGGCCAUACAGUCUGUGUGUGCUGUGUACCUGCAAUGGGCAUAGUGAGAGCUGUGACCCAGAGACUGGUGCUUGCAACUGCAGAGAUAAUACUGCUGGCUCUCACUGCGAGAAGUGCAGUGAUGGGUAUUAUGGAGAUGCAACUACCGGCACUUCCUCAGACUGUCAGCCUUGUCCGUGCCCAGGGGGCACCAGCUGUGCCGUAGUGCCCAAGACUAAGGAGGUGGUGUGCACCAACUGUCCUGCUGGUACCACAGGUAAAAGAUGUGAGCUAUGUGAUGAUGGCUAUUUUGGAGACCCGCUUGGUGAAAAUGGCCCUUCCAGACUUUGCCGUCUCUGCCAGUGUAAUGAAAACAUUGAUCCCAAUGCUGUGGGGAACUGCAACCGCUUGACAGGGGAAUGCCUGAAAUGCAUCUACAAUACAGCUGGCUUCUACUGUGACCGUUGCAAAGAUGGUUUCUUUGGGAACCCCUUGGCCUCCAGUCCUGAGGUUAAGUGCAAGGCUUGUAGCUGUAAUCCUUAUGGCACAGUGAACCAGCAGACAAACUGCAAUCAAGUAACUGGGCAGUGUGAGUGCUUGCCACAUGUCAGUGACAGGGAUUGCAGUGCCUGUGAGCCCGGCUUCUACAACCUACAGAGUGGACGUGGCUGUGACAGGUGUGACUGCCACCCGCUGGGUUCCACCGAUGGCCAUUGUGACAUACAAACUGGUCAGUGUGAGUGUCAACCGGGCAUCACCGGGCAGCACUGCGAGAGAUGUGAGGUCAACCACUUCGGAUUUGGACCUGAAGGAUGCAAACCGUGUGACUGUGACACCGAGGGCUCUCGCUCCCUACAGUGCAAGGAGGAUGGUCGCUGUGAGUGUAAGGAAGGCUUUGUGGGGAUUCGUUGUGACCAGUGUGAAGAGAAUUAUUUCUACAACCGGUCCUGGCCUGGCUGCCAAGAGUGUCCUGCAUGCUAUAGACUGGUUAGAGAUAAGGUGGCAGAACAACGCGAGAGGUUGCGGGAACUAGAAGAUCUUAUCGCAAACCUUGGUGCAGGAGAUGAAACGGUGACUGAUCAGGCCUUUGAGGAUAGACUGAAGGAAGCAGAGAGAGAGGUCAUGGACUUGCUCCGAGAUGCACAGAACAGCAAAGAUGUGGAUCAGGGCCUGAUGGACCGUCUCAAGGAAAUUAACAGCACUCUGGCAAGCCAGCUUGGCCGAUUAAAGAACAUUCAAAAUACAGUGCAGGAGACUGAAGGCCUAGCUGAGCAAGCCCGAAAGCGAGUGGAGAGCACAGAGGACCUAAUUGAAGUAGCUUCUAAUAUGCUAGAGAAGGCAAAGAUGGCCGUUAACAAUGUGUCCAUUACCCCACCAGACUCAAGUGGUGACCCUAACAACAUGACUCUCUUGGCAGAAGAGGCUCGUAAACUAGCUGAACGACACAAACAAGAAGCCGAUGACAUUGUGCGCAUAGCAAAGGCAGCAAAUGAUACAUCCACAGAGGCCUAUACAUUGCUGUUGAAGACACUGGCAGGAGAGAACCAAACUGCAAAUGAUAUCGAUGAACUCAACAAGAAGUAUAAUCAAGCAAAGAACAUUGCUCGAGACCUAGAGAAACAGGCUAACAAGGUGCAUGCAGAGGCGGAGGAAGCUGGGAAUAAAGCCCUACAGAUCUAUGCUAAUCUCACCAGUCUUCCUGCUGUGGACUCCAAGGCACUAGAGAAUGAGGCAAAUAAGAUCAAGAAGGAAGCAGAGGAGCUGGGUCAGCUCAUUGACAGGAAGUUGAAGGAUUAUGAGGAUUUGAGAGAAGACAUGAAAGGGAAGGAGCUGGAAGUGAAGAAUCUCUUGGAGAAAGGAAGGACUGAACAACAGACUGCCGACCAGCUGCUGGCCCGAGCCGAUGCUGCCAAAGCUCUGGCUGAAGAAGCUGCCAAGAAGGGAAGGGACACACUAGAGGAAGCCAAUGACAUUCUCAGCAACCUGAGAGAUUUUGACAAGCGUGUGAACGAUAACAAGACAGCCGCUGAGGGAGCACUGAAGAAGAUUCCUGCCAUUACCCGAACCAUUGCUGAAGCUAAUAACAAGACACAGCAAGCAGAGCUGGCACUUGGUAAUGCUGCUGCUGAUGCCAGGGAAGCCAAGAGCAAAGCAGAUGAUGCUGAGAAAAUUGCUAAUUCUGUCCAGAAGAAUGCUGCAAGUACAAAGUCUGAGGCCGACAAGACUUUCUCUGAUGUGACAGAGUUGGACAAAGAAGUGGAUGACAUGCUGAAACAGCUGCAAGAUGCAGAGAAGGAGCUAAAGAGGAAGCAGGAGGAGGCUGAUCAGGAUAUGAUGAUGGCAGGCAUGGCUUCACAAGCUGCCCAAGAGGCAGACGACAAUGCAAGAAAAGCUAAAAGCUCUGUUAACAGUUUGCUCACCCUCAUUAAUGACCUUCUGGGACAGCUAGGGCAACUGGACCCAGUGGACUUGAACAAACUGAAUGAAAUCGAGGGUACUCUGAAUACAGCCAAAGAUCAGAUGAAAGAUAGUGACUUGGACCGGAAAGUGACUGAAUUGGAGGAUGCAGCCAGGCGGCAGGAUGAAGCCAUACAGGCCUAUAACAGGGACAUUGAAGAUAUCCUGAAAGACAUUAACAAUCUGGAAGACAUCAAGAAGACCUUGCCAUCUGGCUGUUUCAACACCCCGUCCAUUGAGAAACCCUAAGGGUGUGCUGGGGGUGGGGUGGGGGCAUUCCCCCAGCGUCUGGUGGAGCAAUUGUUUGGCUAUGGAGUGCCUUAACACACAGAUUACCUUCUUCAAAUCCCCAGCUCUCCGCUGCUCACAGUUGCUAUUUUCUUUCCAAAUCAGGAAAAGUUGCAAAGAUUUUUAAAGAGAAGCAAAUUAAAUAUCCAUUUUUGGGCAUCAGAAAGUUUUUAAAUAAAUUUUCUCUUCCUCAACACUCCACUCUGCCCCUCUCUUAUACACACCUCCCUUUGAUUUGCACAAGGAUGUGAAAUGUUUUGGACUACUCUUACUGUGGUGCAGAAACGACCACGUGAGCCGGUGUACAGUGGGGCAAACUAGAUCUCGUUUUUCUUCUCUUCCCCCUUACACCUUAAACCCCCCUCAGUCCCAGAUUUCUCUGUUUCUAUGAAGGAAAGGUUUGGCUAUCGAAGUAUUACUACAAUGGCCAGUAUAGCUGCACUCAUAAAGAACGCUAAUCCCCUUCUUCAGGUAUUAACCACCUCCUUCUUUUUUAAACAGAUCUACAUAAAUUAAUGGCUAAUCAAAAACAUUGGUAGCCACCUAUCAUAUGAUUUAGCAUCUGUCUAGCAUGCAGUAUACCCCUCUGCUGAGAAGAGAGAGAUGCAGCUGUGAGAAGAGCUGGUGGGAGGAAAGGUAGAGGAAUGAGGUGAUAGAUCUCAAAACAUUACUGUUGGCCUGUAGAACAGAAAUGUCUCUCAUCUGUGAACAGCUGCCUGAGCUUUUUCUUCAGGUAGGGAAGCUUGCAAGUGAUCAGCUCUGAUCUCCUCAGUAAUAGCUACUAGGAGUCUCAAAAGAAAACAUUCAGGGUUACAGAGAGACAGGGUUUUUUUAAGCCACUAAGAUAAUUUUGAAGAAGAAAGCAAAGAGCUCUUAUCAGUUAGCCUGUCUAAAUAUGAAGCUGUGAUGUCUUCAGAUAGAACAUGGGUGUCUGUAAGGGUCUGUUUCUCCACCCUCUUGCUAUCAGGGGAUGGUGUCUUUACACUACAGUAUCAGGCUUGCCUUUGUCCAAGGCUG
Pelodiscus sinensis (Chinese soft-shelled turtle) is the source of this 5662-nucleotide messenger RNA. It is a transcript of the gene LAMC1, whose product is annotated as laminin subunit gamma 1. Gene Ontology annotation, cellular component: basement membrane. Gene Ontology annotation, biological process: axon guidance; tissue development; animal organ morphogenesis. NCBI's taxonomy places the organism in Eukaryota, Metazoa, Chordata, Testudines, Trionychidae. The record is from RefSeq and is a predicted model, not a curated record.